UGUGUAAAAAUCGGGUCUACGCGUGUUUUUCAACAUGGACUACAACUUCACUAUCCAUUUUUCGUGUAUUACCGUGUUCAUAAAUACAUACAUUGUCAUGUCAAUUUUUGAAAUUCCCUUGCAUGCGACGUUAUGUGACCACUAUGCGACCCAUGACCUCGUGUUGAGAGAAAAAUAAUACCAAGCGUGAACGAGAUCCAAGGAAGUUGAAAGAUUUGGAUAAUAUUUAGUACCAAUGACGGAGGCAACUGGACCAUGUCAAGAGAGAGCAGAGCUGCUCGACGAGGUUGUCAGCAAUCUUCGAGCAUGCUUGCUCUCUGCAAAAGGUGGAGUUUCGUUUUCCGAACUAAACAAUGACUACAAAAGAAUUUUGGGAGAGAACAUCCCAUUCAGAAAGCUCGGGUAUCCGAGUCUCGAUGAAUUGUUGAAUAAUAUUCCCGGCCUUCUAAUCACUAGAAAAGUAGGAGAUUGGAAUGUAGCAGCUGAGCCAACAGAAGACUCUGUUCAUCUGACAAAGAUGAUAGCAAGGCAGAAAUCCGGAAAGUCCAAGAAACGCUCCAAAGGAAUGUUUUCACAGGCCAUUACAUGCAGAAGACCAACUACCGGUUCCUGGAAACCUCCGGUCGACUUCACAACGGCUCACAAAACCGUACAAGCCAAAAAAAAUCAUCCAUCUAGCCAUCGAGUUAAUCAUAAGUAUUCGAACUCGACUUCUCAGUUUUGCUUUAUCCAGCAAAAAUCAAGCCCAUCACUCCUCAAUAAACCGCCGCGUUACAUGCUACCCAAUCCUGGUAUUCCACAAACCCCACCAAGCAAUAGGCUCUCUAGCCAUCUCACGGCAAACACUUCUACAAGGUCAACUUUUCCUAACCCAGGUAACAGCCAAGCAUCCGUUGUUGCCUACAAGAACCAGGCCGCAUUCAUAACAACAGAGAAUCAGAAUGAAAAAGCCCUCCAACACACGUCAACGCCGUUAACUUUUCCGGUAAAUAAGACGAACACGAUUUUGCAUGCAAGCCCAAACUCCGAAGCAACAACAGCUCCUAGAAAUUUGGAGGAGCGAGUAACUCAGAUACCAAAACCCCAGUUUAAAACUGUCAGUGAAAGACUUGUCGUCAAACCGAAAGAGGUACCUAUUCAACAGACUGUGAUACUUUCUCCACUUAGUCCAAACCAAUUUUCGGCUGACACAGCAUCAUCAAUUACCUCACCUCGUACGCCGACGUCGCCGAAGCCGCAAAUUACAUGGCCACCGACAUUGCAAAAUCAAGAUCCCUGUAAAGAGCUGGAAUUGUGGGCAAAAGCUAUGAACCUACCCGAUGUUGACUACAAAAUUGUAUCCUGGACUCUGAAUCGGAGGUCUGUCUACAGCUGCAGAGUAAAGGUUGGUACAGACAGCUACACAAGUUACCCUGAGGAAUCUCCAACCCGUGAAGAAGCGACACGAGUGGCAGCUGCCAAAGCCAUGAAACAACUUUUGGAAAAGACUGGACCUCUUGGAGGCCUUUCUCAGACAGUAAACAAAAAUUUGAUCAGGGAUCGAAUCCUGCACAUUCUAACACAGCAUGAAGCUGGCGUCUUUUUACAUCAGAUUUCGAAUUACUACAAAGAGCUUUACAAAGAAAAUCUUCCCAACGACUGGGAAAACGCCAUCGACGGGUGCGCGGAAAUAUCAAAGGAUAAAUGGGCACAAGAUAUCACCAUACUUUCUCCGUUUGUACCACGAAAUGAAUUUACCGAGAACGAAAAGACUGCUGACCCUCUCUCACCGAGGAUGGAAAAGAUUCAGCUUACCGCCAUUGGACCUCCACAGCCUGGUAUCCUUGAACCGCCAACCGACGAGUACUGGGAUGUUUGCAUCACAAAUGUUGUUAGCACCAUCGAAAUAUGGGCCAGACUUAUAGGCGAUGAAUACAGCGAGAGAUUUGACAGAAUGCUAGAUGACUUUGAUUCCUAUUAUAACGAGUUAUCAAAAACCCCUGGCAAUUCUGGAAUCAAACCAGGGAGUUACUACGCAGUUCAUGACGAGGGCUGUUGGCACAGAGUCAAGUGUUUUGAAAUGGAUGUGAAGACUGGAAAAGCUUCGAUAUUUUUCAUCGAUCAUGGUGACGAGACCUCCGUUGAUUACACUAAGUUAUAUCCGCUUGAAAGCAGAUUUUCUCGAGUACCUGCACAGGCAAUUAACCUAUGUCUAGCCGAUUUGGAAGAAUUCAGCGAGACCGACCAGGUUUUCGAAUACCUGAACAAACUCCUGUUGGAUCAGAUGCUAAUCGCGCAGGUCGUGAGUCAUGGAUCUAAGGAAGGCGAGAUAAUGGCAUCUGUUGUUCUUUAUGAUACUAAGCACGAGGUCGAUAUAAACCUGAACGAAUUGUUGCUGAGUAGAAUUAGCCAAAAUAUUCUGUCGCCGAAGUUGAACCAGGAAGAUCGAGUCUCUGAAGUUUUCGUUUCUCACGUCACGGACACUGGUGAUGUGUUUUUGCAUGUCAAAAAUGAAAGCAUGCUGCAUUUAACUAAUCUGAUGAAUAAAGUUAUAAACACCGGGUUGAAGCCGCAGGACAUUAUCAUGAGUGAGGAAAAAAAAAUUGAAUUCGGAAGAGUUUAUUUUGCCCGUGCUUUUGAAGACGGUAAAUGGUAUAGAGGUUUAGUGACCAACGUAGACGCGUCAAAUCGAAUCGAAGUGUUUACCGUCGACUUUGGCAAAACCAUCGUGGUUGAUAAUCAAAAAGACCUUCUUAGACUUGACCAGUUGUCCGAAGUUCUUGCGAAGUAUCCUUACCAAGCUCUGAAAGUUCGAUUACAUGGCAUCCCGAAUUGGGUAUGUAACUAUGAAUUGGCAAAAAAACUCAGAGCACUGGCACCACCAAACGAGCAAGUGAUUGCAAGAGUCCGUAACUCUCGGACGCAAUCUACGCCUGUAUUUGUUGAACUAUUUAAGCGACUUGAGCCGAAUAAUAUUCUGAUGCCGAUCAACAACACUUUAAUAGUAGAACCGGAGCUUACGGGUGCUGCAGGUGAUGGAAACAAUAAUACGCAGCCCAGAAAGAGGCUAGAACGAACGGUUUCUCGACACGGUAUAACUAGCGACGGAGAAGGUAUUAAUAAAAAAUUAAAACCACCAAAAAUACCAGACGUUGGCAGCUACUUCGACGUUCACGUUACCAUGGCCGCUAAUCCAGGAAUCUUCACCGUUCAACCUUACGAAGACCGCGUCUACCUAGAGGCACUGAUGGUGCAGCUGCAAGAAGUUUGCAUAAAUUCCUCUGGGCCAUCAUUGUCCUCUGAGUCUGUAACAGAGGGAAACCUCUACGCUGCAAAACACUUCGAUGGACAUUACUACCGGGUCUGCGUAUCGAAAGUAAUAGCAGGUCACAUGGCGACUGUUUACUUCUGUGAUUUUGGAGACUUCUCUGUCCUAAGUUUAGAUAAAUUGCUACCCCUCGGAAGACAAUUUCUUGAUCUGCCUUAUCAAGCUAUCAGAGCAAGACUCGUAGGUGUUCAACCUUUGAAUAUCGAUUGGUCAGUAGACGAUUGCUUGUUAUUCCAAGACAUGGUCAUUGAAAAAGACUUUGUAUCGAUUGUCGUUGACUCCGGACCGGAUCGUCGUUGUCCGGGAGAAACGAUUCUGGGUUUGAAGUUGAUCGACACAAGUGGACUUAACGAUGUUUACAUCGACGAACUUCUGAUAACGAAAGGAUGUGCAAAAGCUGCCGAAUGAAGGUCAUGCGACGAUUGAAAAGACGUAAGAUUUCCAAAGACUGUUGUAAGAAAUGCUGGUGAUCUUUCUUUUUUAAACAUCGCCAGAAACAAGCGCGCAACUAUUGCAUCUCUUCAACGAUUCAGGAGCGAUUAAACCGUAUUAAUUCAUUUUCUUUCAAUUAGCCUUUAAAUACGACACGCUAUUCUAAAGAAAAAGUAGCUGAUACAAGACGCUGAAAAAAAUUAUAUUUUCUUCGUCAACACUUUUUCUUCAGUUAAUUAAUAUUAUUACUGAAAAGCUUUGACCAGAGAUGAAAAAAAAAAUAUAUGUUUUGAGAUUUAACCGAUUAUUCAGGACUAUCGGUGAAUAAAUUGCCAAAAAUAAGCUUUACCACCGUAAACUAAACCACUUCCUUAAAGUAGACUGUCGUUUCCAAAAGCUAUAAUAAUGAUAAUGAAUAAAUGAUAAUGCUUAGCUGUAGGAAAAUUAUUGGUUUUUUAAAUUAUUCGUUAUUACAUAUGAAGAUAUACGUAUAUUAUAUACAUGCAAAAUAUUUUUGGAAGUACCGUUGUUGCUGAUAAUAUUAAUGUAUAUAAAUAAUAUAUCUCAUGUAUAUGAUUUUUCAUCUCCA
Athalia rosae (coleseed sawfly) is the source of this 4328-nucleotide messenger RNA. RefSeq names its product tudor domain-containing protein 7-like (gene tapas). NCBI's taxonomy places the organism in Eukaryota, Metazoa, Arthropoda, Insecta, Hymenoptera, Athaliidae. The record is from RefSeq and is a predicted model, not a curated record. The transcript is spliced from 17 exons. The coding region runs from base 236 to 3715 and encodes 1159 amino acids. Gene Ontology annotation, biological process: spermatogenesis.